UUGGUAAAGGAUCACUUUCUCCAGAGUUGUAACUUUUUUAUGUCUUUUUAUUGCUCGUCAUGAUGUCUUCGCCACAAGUCUUAACAAUGAAGGAUAGCAGCGCCUCUGACUCAGACAUCCAAAGGGUUGCUGAAAGUGCUUUGAACGAUCAAAAAGUCCAAGUGUCGAGUCUUCCCUUUAGUGUGGAAGCACUGAUGUCUGAUCGGAAGCCUCUCAGAGGUACCAUGCCUCCUACGGACGGAGCAGGCGGCAGCGCUUCGCAAAGGAAUCCCUCCAAGUCAAUGGCCAGGGAUUCGCAAAAUCCUGUAGAAUCGUCCUGCUCACUGGAAGGUUUUAUAAAGACUUACGACAGUUCGCCAGUGAAAUCUGAAAACUGCAAGGAAGAAGAUUGUGUUCCGUGGGGCAAAAAUUCAAGUUACUCGCCACCUCCAAAUAGACAUUUGAGCCCCACUUCUUGCACACUGAGAAAACAUAAAACCAACAGGAAACCCCGGACGCCCUUCACCACCUCUCAGCUCCUGGCUCUGGAGCGCAAAUUCCGGCAGAAACAGUACCUGUCCAUCGCGGAGAGAGCAGAGUUCUCCAGCUCCCUCAACCUCACAGAAACGCAGGUUAAAAUCUGGUUUCAAAAUCGCAGGGCCAAAGCAAAGAGACUGCAAGAAGCCGAACUGGAAAAGUUCAAAAUGGCAGCGAAACCCAUGUUACCCCCAGGGUUGAGUCUGACUUUUCCAAUGAAUUCCCCAAUGCACGGAGCUUCACUUUAUGGACAUACGUAUCCUUUCCAUAGACCUAUGCUCCCAGUCCCACCUGUAGGACUUUAUGCCACCCCUAUCGGAUACAGCAUGUACCAUUUAUCUUGAGAAGAAAAUCAGUAUAAAAGACUCAAAACUUCGAAAUAUAUUUGAAACGAUGCCAGCGCUUUUAACAUUGUUUUGAUUGCUAUCCCUUUGAAAGGGAUGCU
Hypanus sabinus (Atlantic stingray) is the source of this 961-nucleotide messenger RNA. RefSeq names its product homeobox protein MSX-2. Gene Ontology annotation, biological process: embryonic morphogenesis; regulation of transcription by RNA polymerase II. The transcript is spliced from 2 exons. The record is from RefSeq and is a predicted model, not a curated record. Gene Ontology annotation, molecular function: DNA-binding transcription factor activity, RNA polymerase II-specific; RNA polymerase II transcription regulatory region sequence-specific DNA binding. Gene Ontology annotation, cellular component: nucleus. The coding region runs from base 60 to 860 and encodes 266 amino acids. NCBI's taxonomy places the organism in Eukaryota, Metazoa, Chordata, Chondrichthyes, Myliobatiformes, Dasyatidae.